Molecule: messenger RNA, 2044 nt
Organism: Xiphias gladius (swordfish)
Lineage: Eukaryota; Metazoa; Chordata; Actinopteri; Istiophoriformes; Xiphiidae
Gene: katnal2
Product: katanin p60 subunit A-like 2
Exons: 17
Coding region: 62-1642 (526 amino acids)
Molecular function (GO): ATP binding; ATP hydrolysis activity; protein binding
Source: RefSeq, a predicted model, not a curated record
CACACAUGUUUGAUAUUUUUGGAUACAAAAUCUUUUUACAUGACCUCAAUAGGAGCAACAAAUGAGCUCCAACGUAGGAAUCAUGAUGGAGCUUUCAUAUCAAUCCAUGAAAAUCGCUCAUCAAGCCCGGGAGGCGGAUGAGCUGAGGGCCGAGAUGAGGAGGAAGAGCCUCCUCAUCCUCAUCUACCAGCACCUCCUGGGACAAGGCUACGUGGCGGCAGCGGUGGCCUUGGACCAGGAGACAAAUGGAGGUGUGAUGAGGUUCGAGGUUUGUGAUAAUAUCGAUCUGGAGAUGGUGCUGAUGGAGUACGAGAGCUAUCACUAUGUCAAGUUUCAGAAAUAUCCCAAACUUAUCAGAAGAACAGCAGAACCAGGUGAAAACAGAUAUGCAAAAAGUGGUGGAGUAAAGAGGAGUCCAUGUUCAGCUGUGAAGCCUCUUCCCAGAAUCAACCCUUCCCAGAGCCCAAAGUCUGGAAACGGAGCCAAGAAGGCAGCCACCAGUGAGAACGGCUCCACUGUUCCUCCAGAGUCAUCAGAGUUUGGUCUCAGUGUUUCCUCCGUCAAAAACGGACCAUUAGGGGAGGUAGCCAUGAACAGGAAGGGACAGGCGACUGAUGGCAAAGGUUCAGUCCAUGAUGCCGUCAAAGGAGCUGGCAUUGACUCAGAGCACAUGGAACGGCUGCUGAAGCCCCUCAGUGGAUUUCCUGGAAUGAGUGGCGAGAUGAGGGAACUGGCUGCAGUGAUCAGCAGGGACAUCUAUUUGCACAGCCCCAACGUGCGGUGGAAGGACAUCAUCGGCCUGGAGGACGCGAAGCGAUUAGUCAAAGAGGCCGUCGUCUAUCCCAUUAAGUACCCCCAGCUAUUUACAGGCAUCCUGUCUCCAUGGAAGGGCUUGCUGCUCUACGGCCCCCCAGGUACAGGUAAGACCCUGCUGGCCAAGGCCGUGGCCACAGAGUGUAAGACGACCUUCUUCAACAUCUCAGCCUCCAGCAUCGUCAGCAAGUGGAGGGGAGACUCUGAGAAACUGGUCAGGGUCCUGUUUGAGCUGGCCAGGUACCACGCCCCAUCCACCAUCUUCCUGGAUGAGCUGGAGUCAGUGAUGGGCCAGAGAGGAACCAGUAUGGGAGGAGAGCACGAGGGCAGUCGCAGGAUGAAGACAGAGCUGCUGGUUCAGAUGGACGGACUGGCGAGAUCAGAAGACUUGGUGUUUGUACUGGCCGCCUCCAACCUGCCUUGGGAACUGGAUCACGCCAUGCUGAGGAGGUUAGAGAAGAGGAUUCUAGUGAGUCUUCCCUCCUCACCAGCUCGCCAAGCCAUGAUCUCUCAUUGGCUGCCUCCUCUCAACUCACCAGGGGGAUUGGAGCUACGAACCGAGUUGGACUAUGAAACCCUGGCAAAGGAGAUGGAGGGUUAUUCUGGCUCUGAUAUAAGAUUGGUGUGUAAAGAGUCUGCCAUGAGACCAGUUCGCAAGAUCUUCGAUGCUCUGGAGUCACAUCGGGAUGAGGACACUGACAUGCCUGCCAUCCAGCUGGAAACUGUGACAACAGCUGACUUCCUGGAAGUCAUCGCACACACCAAACCCUCAGCCCGAAACCUGAUGGACAGAUACACAGCCUGGGAGAGAGAGUACGAGUCUGUUUGACACUCAUACACACAGAGGAAUAUUUUAACGUGAAAAAAAGACUUUUACACUAACACUUCAACUUCUGUUUUUACUGCAUACAAAUUCGACUAGUGCAGUUACACUGGACAUAUAUCACAUACUACAAACCUGGUACUGUAGGUUGGGACAGCACUAGUCCGAUAGCCUAGAUCCGUUCAGAAAAAUUGUUUGCACCAGUACUUUGUGUGUCCACAUUAUAUGAUUUCAUAUUCGACACUUAAAGGACACUGAGGGUAAAAGAGAAACAUAAGACAAAGCAGCAGAGAUACUGAGAUAAAAAGCCCGAUAUUCUGAGCCAGUGCUACUAUGUUUAAAGCUUUCUUUCUUAAUUCUGUUUAUCUGUACAAUGAUCAUAAGCACAAAAAAUAUUAAACAAUAGUU